Messenger RNA from Neurospora hispaniola, 930 nucleotides. RefSeq names its product Spo12 family-domain-containing protein. Bases 254 to 688 code for a protein of 144 amino acids. The record is from RefSeq and is a predicted model, not a curated record. NCBI's taxonomy places the organism in Eukaryota, Fungi, Ascomycota, Sordariomycetes, Sordariales, Sordariaceae. The transcript has 3 exons.
GAUCUUGGACUUGCCCCGCGCAUCAACUUUGACUUCGACAGUCGCAUCUGAUUCACUCCCAAACCGUCUGCGCCCAGCCUUCGAAUCGAAGAAAACCAGACCACUUCAGCAUUUCAGUCUCUCUUCACUUUCAAAAACCACUGGAACGCAGUGCCCAUCCUUGAAUUCUUCCACGUAACCACCACGGUCUCGCGCACAACCCCCACUCGUCUGCCAUAACACCCAAAUCACGAUCACCACUUCUGCGAUCAAGAUGUCUUCUAACACCGCCCUGUUUCCCAAAGACGCCAACAUGGCAAUGGAUACUGCUAUGUCCGGCGAGCCCAUGGAUAUGACGCCCGAACAAAAACCCACCUUGUUUGCCGCUCCCUCAGCAGACAACAAGGCGACCGAUACGUCAGCACCCAUCAACAAGUCCGACUCGAUGAAGACCUUGGAAUACCACCGCCAGGUCUUGCAAAACAAGAUGGAGAUUGACCACACCAAGUACGUCUCUCCGUCGGACAACAUCAUGAGUCCCUGCACCGCCAAGCUCAGCGCCUUUCGCAGCAAGCAGGCUGGAAAGGUCAAGCCGAAGUCGCUCUUCGCCCAAGCGUCGGCUAAGAAACUCGAGGGCACGACGGCCAUCGGCAACACAGGCACCACAGGCACCACCAACAACGGACUUUUCGGGGUGAAGCAGGAUUAGACGACUGCUACAUCCACUUAUUUCCUUUCGAUUCCGUGUGUUACAUCGUUUGCGAUGCUAAGCGUAGCAGGCCGAGCUGCGUUGGCUUACAAGGACAUUAGCGAGGCUUGCAUUUGGCUAGCAGCUGUCUUUGUAUGGAAGCCGGUGUCUUCCAGUGCGCUUCUGACAUCAUGAGAGUCCACAAAGAUCUCUCUUUUAGAGUUGUCCUAUCUCUUUCCUUUGUUUUUUUUAUGACGUAUCGC